Molecule: messenger RNA, 1546 nt
Organism: Ochlerotatus camptorhynchus
Lineage: Eukaryota; Metazoa; Arthropoda; Insecta; Diptera; Culicidae
Exons: 8
Coding region: 209-1546 (445 amino acids)
Source: RefSeq, a predicted model, not a curated record
UCAAGAAGUCGUUCACAGCCACGUCACCAUAAUUAGCUUACGAAGAUCGUCGUCACCACCAUCCACACGCUGUAUACUAGCGUGCCGAGAUAAGUGAAGGUUCAUUGACGAACGAGUGAUUGGAAAAUAAUAACAGAACACCCACCACCGAAUGCAGUUUUCGAAAUAGCCAUUUUCGCCGUUUUGUACCUGACUAAGAGUCGUAAAAAUGUGGAAUAAAAGGAGAAAAAUCGAAGGGAGCGAAUUUUUCGAAGAAUCAGGCACUGCUGGUUCCGAUGCUUUAUCCAAAACCGCUGGUCAGAAUCAAUCCAUCGAUGAUCCGAUUCAAUCCACCGGUGGUCCAAGUCAAUCCACCAGUGGUCCAAGUCAAUCCGUUACUCUACAAUCAACUUCACAAUCUGACUAUCAUCAUGCAGGCGGCUCCCACUCAGAUGGUUCAAAUCAAUCUGCUGCGCCACCAUCGACUGUUGGUCUGAGUCGAUCCGAAUCUGGGCCAAGUCCAGCCACCGAUAGUCCGACAAUUGUCAAUACCGCUGGUCCGAGUUCAAGUCGCUCCACCGCUGACGAUUACGUACCACGUUCACGAACAAUAAUGGAGCCCACCAAGGAUACAGUCGACAGUGGCCGCUAUGCAUGGGGUGGCAAUACUGGAAAUCAUGGCAACAAAUACGAAGAAGAUUUAGCAUUUGCGCUGUUUCAGCGAGCAUCUUUGCGGAAAUCUGAAUUCAAACUUGCCUCUGAAAUGAAGGACGCUGGAAAAUUCGAUGAUGUGGUCAUAUUUUUCGAAGAACCGAAGGAAGUGUGGUUGUUCCAAGCCAAACACAACGACAGCUCAGAUGGUUCAAAACCAAUAUCGUUCAACAAUUUGUUUCCAAAGACGCGUAAGGAAAAUUAUGAUUUUGCUAUUAUCAAGUACAUACAGUCCUAUUUAGACGUUAUUCAAAAAGAUGAGUUCAAGGGGUUGAAGAUGCGAUUUUUUAUCCUAACCAAUAAAUCAUUAGACAAUAGCAAUAGUCAGCUAAGAGAGUUGGUGGACAUCGAGGUCUGUGAACAAAGUGAAGUGAACCCAAUAAUGAAGUUUGCUGAAUCGGACGAUUGCUACAAAAGAUUCAGACCAAAAAAGGAUAAAAUUGAAGAUUUACUGAAGUUGAUGAACACCGAACUACAUGCCAUUAGGGAUGCGAUCAUUGAACUCUUCAAAAGUGGAAAAGUUUCGGAAAUACUAAUCAACUACAAAACACCGUUGCAGAAGAUCCUGGAAGUUUCAGCUAUCAACACAUACACCAAUCACGGCGGCGAGAUCUUCUUCCGACCAUCUACCACAGUCCAAUCGAUCCGAUAUGCUAACUAUCAGAGCUCGAACGCUAUCAAUGAUAACGCUACCAAGGGGGACUGCCGGCAGCAAAAGUCCGGAGCAUUCUCGGUUAACGUGCAAAAAGGUAACGAAAGCGGUGGAGCAAACAGCGAAUCCGUGUGGAAGGAAAUCGCUUCAGAUAGAAACAGUGCUGCCGCGGCCGGAGCCAAUCCAUCUCAAGCUGCUGAGUAG